AUGGAUGGAUGGUCUGGCAAAGACAAAAGAAGUUCAUCUGGAGAUGAGGCAGAGAAGGUCUAUCUUGAGAUGGAAAGCUCGGGAUCUAGCGACAAAAGCCAGAGGCCUCUUGAAUCCAGUGUGAUGAAGCAUGUAAUUGGCGCAGCGUGCAUGCUGACCCAGAAGUCCUCUGACGAGGAUGUGGAUGAUGAAGAGAGGAUCUCUACAUUCGAUGUGUACAUAGUUAAUGAAAAUGGAAAAGUGAAUGGAUAUGAGCUGAAGCACAUUGGGCCUGCCGAUGGAAUUGAGUCUAUGAGCUCUCCAGGAGACUCCUCUGCAGACGAGGUGAUAAGAUCUUUUCGCUUUGAUCGCAAAGGCAGAGGAGUUCCGCCCCACGAAUUCUACAAGAGAAAGAGGUCCCACGAGCUUCCCCAGAACCAUGGCGGAAGUAGCAGCUGUGGAAACAAAGAAAAGUGUGAGCCGAUAAUUCUUGAGAUAUCCGAAAUAUCUGAAACUUACAAUGGAAACGACACAGAUGAGCACCAGGAUAGUGGUAAGGGCAGUCAGUCUUCUGCUGUCUUAGAGAAGACUUCUUCAUGCCAAAGCAAUGAAAUGCCCAGCUCGUUUAUUAAUGUGGGUAAUGAUCUCACUGGGCAGGAAGUCUCCAAAGAAUCUGAUAUCGAGGUCUCCAAAGGCAAUGAAGACACUAAAGAAGAAAGCCUCCUGGCAUUACCAGACAAAAGUGCUUCCUCUGGACCUACUCUUCUGAGCUCUAGCAGCGAGUUGUCUGUCAGCCGUGAGCUUGAGACAGCAUCAUCUACCUCUGCAUUGGCUGAGCCGAAGAAGAAAGAAGACAGGGAAAUGAACGACUCGAGGGCCAUGGGAAACAUCAUCAAGGCUAUUCAGGCGCAAGAGCCCGAAGAAAAGGACAUUAUAAACCAGAAGAUCGGACUGAAUAGUCCUUGCGAAACUGCAGAGCAAACAUACACAAGCGAAGACAUAGUGAAUUCCGAGGAUCUCUGCAAGGAGCUGAAAACAGCUCUGCUUGCCGCAUUCAUUCCUUCCAUGGAGCCUUCCAGUGCCGAAGCAUCCGAAACAUCGUUUGUAGAAACCUGCAUCACCCGGAACAUUGGUGACAGGCUAGUAGACGGCAUGGAAAAGGUCGAGGAAUUCAAAUCCAUUUUGGACUUCGAUAGGACAGAUAAUCCUGCCACCUGCUCAGAUAGCAGAGGCAGAGAAGCAGACAGGGAUGACGAAAUGAUAGUUUUUGUUGAGGCCGGGGACGUUGGGAGGAAGAAAAGCAACACGCACACAAGAAAUAAUAGGGUUGGAAGACUAGUCAAAUUUUUCGAGAACUUGGAAGAAAGAAGUAAGGAGGAGAGCCGUAGUUGA
Encephalitozoon cuniculi GB-M1 is the source of this 1371-nucleotide messenger RNA. RefSeq lists its product as uncharacterized. NCBI's taxonomy places the organism in Eukaryota, Fungi, Microsporidia, Unikaryonidae. The transcript has a single exon. The record is from RefSeq and is marked provisional. The coding region runs from base 1 to 1371 and encodes 456 amino acids.